CACGUGAUCUGACGUCAUCUUCAUGCGACAGCAGGAAAGGGUUCUCUCCAAUGGUUCUCUCAGACGUCUAGAAUUUCCCGUUGUUUUUCAGAUCUAAAAGAAAAUAUGUCUGGAAGUUUUUAUUUUGUUAUGGUUGGGCAUCAUGAUAAUCCUGUCUUUGAGAUGGAGUUUCUACCUCCUGGUAAAGCGGAGUCAAAGGAUGACCACCGUCAUCUGAACCAGUUUAUCGCACACGCAGCGCUUGAUCUGGUUGAUGAAAACAUGUGGCUGUCAAAUAAUAUGUACCUCAAAACUGUAGAUAAAUUCAAUGAAUGGUUCGUCUCUGCCUUCGUCACAGCUGGUCAUAUGAGAUUCAUCAUGCUUCAUGAUGUACGACAAGAGGAUGGAAUUAAAAACUUCUUCAGUGAUGUUUAUGACCUAUACAUCAAGUUUGCAAUGAAUCCAUUCUAUGAAGUUAAUGCACCAAUACGCUCAACGGCCUUUGACAGAAAAGUGCAGUUUCUUGGCAAGAAGCAUCUUCUCAGCUGAUUUCAAGGACUAGAAUUUUAUAUUCUGGUGAUCAUGUCUGGGUGGUUGUAUAUAGAAGGACCAUUUCCCUCCUGUAUAAAGUUCUCUCUCUCUUUUGUGUAUGUAUGUUUGUAUGUAUGUCUUUUUAUGUCUCAUUGUUUGUUUACAGUAAUAUAAAUAUAUUAUGGAAGUUCUUUAAUUAUUUUCUUUUUGAUUGUCAUAAAUCAGUAAUAAAUGUAUUAUUAUUUACAGUGUUUCAGUCAUCAAUAUCCAGCUGCUCCUCUGCCCACCACUAACUUGACUUUUCUAAAAUGGCUAAGCUUUUGCUAAAAUGUAGAAUGGAGAAUUCUGAAAACCCACCAAAACAAUAGCAAUACAACUAUUUGUUUUUCACUUAUAUGUGUUUUGCCAUCAAUAUAUUCCCUCAUCCUCACUAGUUUUCUGUUUCAUCAUGUUGCAAACCUUUAAUCAUUUAGUGCAUUAUAUCUUAUAAAUCAUUAUAAAAUCAUAUAUUUUAUAAUGAUUGCCAGAAAGGUUCCUCAGAAUGUAUUAUCUAUUCUAACAUAUGCACUUUAUGCAUAAAGUUUUUUUUUUCUUCAGAA
This is a messenger RNA of Alosa alosa (allis shad), 1109 nucleotides long. RefSeq names its product trafficking protein particle complex subunit 2 (gene trappc2). Bases 106 to 528 code for a protein of 140 amino acids. The record is from RefSeq and is a predicted model, not a curated record. The transcript has 5 exons. Lineage: Eukaryota; Metazoa; Chordata; Actinopteri; Clupeiformes; Clupeidae. Gene Ontology annotation, cellular component: nucleus; cytoplasm; TRAPP complex. Gene Ontology annotation, biological process: endoplasmic reticulum to Golgi vesicle-mediated transport.